AUGUCAGCCCCCGUUCCUGCCUGUUAUUCAGACAUUGGCAAAUCUGCCAGUGAUCUGUUAGGCAAAGACUAUCCCGUUGGUAUUUUCAAACUUGAAGCUAAAAAUGCUGCUCCUAAUGGUGUAUCUUUUACCCUCUCUGGUCAUAAAGACUCGAAAAGUGGUAACAUACAUGGAGAAUUUAAGAGCAAAUAUCAUUAUCCUAAGAAAGGUAUUACACUCACCGAAACUUGGACAACACAUAACCACUUAAGUGCCCAAGUAGAACUAGAUAAUAGUCUUGCAAAAGGUUUAAAGUUGGACAUGACUGCACAUCUCCAACCUCUUCAUGGAAAUAAGAACGUCAAAGGAGGCUUAAUUUUCAAACAGCCUGGUUUCCAUACAAAGCUUUAUGUCGAUGUUCUUAAAGGACCUUCUUUUCAGGGGGAUGUUGUAAUUGGUCACGAGGGAUUCCUUAUGGGUGGUGAGGCGUGUUAUGAUGUUACGGAUGGUAAAGUUACUCGUUACGGUGUUUCCGCUGGUUAUACGGCUCCUGAAUAUAACGUUACUCUUAAAGCAACCAACUCCAUGUCUGCUUAUACCCUUUUAUACUACCAUCGUGUACAUCCUGAUAUUGAAGCUGGUGCAAAAGCUCAUUGGGAUACUAGUUCAAAUAAUGACAGUGUUAAUAUGGAAAUUGGUGCUAAAUAUUUUUUAGAUCGUGAUGCAUUUUUAAAAGCUAAAAUUGAUAACAAUGGUCGUUUGGGUCUUGGAUACACACAAGCACUUCGUCCAGGUGUUAAAAUCUCUCUUGGUGGUAGCAUUGACACAUCCAAGUUGGGCGAAAAUAAUCAUCGAUUUGGAGUUUCUCUUAAUUUAGAGUCCUAA
Scutellospora calospora is the source of this 864-nucleotide messenger RNA. The record is from the annotation of a GenBank genome assembly. Lineage: Eukaryota; Fungi; Glomeromycota; Glomeromycetes; Diversisporales; Gigasporaceae.